Messenger RNA from Maniola jurtina (meadow brown), 729 nucleotides. RefSeq lists its product as uncharacterized. The record is from RefSeq and is a predicted model, not a curated record. Lineage: Eukaryota; Metazoa; Arthropoda; Insecta; Lepidoptera; Nymphalidae. The transcript is spliced from 4 exons. The coding region runs from base 105 to 686 and encodes 193 amino acids.
ACCGCUAUUGUAUCGUAAGAAUCGCGAUAUUUAUCAUGCAACAUAUAAAAUCCUCUCAAUAAACAACAGGCGCCAUUUGAAUUUAAGUUUUACAUUUGAAAAUAAUGGAAUGUGUUAUGUUUUUCGUGUUUUUAGUAGUCGUAUUGUGUUCAAAUGUUUCCUAUGCCCAACUCGAAGAUGUAAGUAGUAUUGGUUUGGAAUGCUACUUUGCUAUGUUUAACAAAGGAACCGAACCAUGCAGUGAUUUUGAAAAUGAGAGGUUAAUCUGUAGUUUAGAUAUCGAAAUUGUUCCUAAAAGCGAUGACGAGGAUGGCGGUAUUAUGCUCACUGGUGAGAUGGACAUAAAGGAAGACCUCGGCGAGGAAUAUGAGAUAGAGUUGAACGUGUGGAAGGAGGUAGGGAGCACAAAAGAGUACAUGUAUAGUAUAGAAGGUAAUCUUUGUGACAGUCUAAAAAUGAACAAUACUCCUUGGAAACCCUUUGUGGAGGCUCUUCAAACGACUGAUUGUCCUGUUCUAAAGGGAGUUUACAAGGUGGAUAAAUUGAGGAUGUCUCUUGACUUUGCCAAACCUUUUAUGAAAUCGGAAUUUUGCGGCAAUUACGUGGUAGACAUGUCUAUGAGGCAGAUAAGUGACAAGAUGUCGUGUUAUGAGAUCGGCCUUGAAAUCGAAGAGGGAUCUUGCUAGUAAUAUAAUCGGAGUUGUGUUACAAAUAAAAACUAUGUUGCGA